Messenger RNA from Drosophila willistoni, 1913 nucleotides. RefSeq names its product alanine--glyoxylate aminotransferase 2, mitochondrial. The record is from RefSeq and is a predicted model, not a curated record. NCBI's taxonomy places the organism in Eukaryota, Metazoa, Arthropoda, Insecta, Diptera, Drosophilidae. Gene Ontology annotation, cellular component: mitochondrion. Gene Ontology annotation, biological process: glyoxylate catabolic process. Gene Ontology annotation, molecular function: L-alanine:glyoxylate transaminase activity; pyridoxal phosphate binding. The transcript has 4 exons. Bases 83 to 1570 code for a protein of 495 amino acids.
CAUAGUUGUGUUUUAAUUUUAUUUUUAAUUUUUCUUGGCUUGCCAGUUCAAAUUACCUUCUGGGUUUUUGUGUAUAUAGAAUAUGAUGUCAAAAAGAUUUACCGCUCAGGCCACACGGCUACUUACCACAAGAACAAAUCAGUCCAAAUCGGAGUCAACUCCAUUACCUGAAUGUGAGCAUCAAGGACCUGAGUAUGUGGGACCCAGUUACGAACAGAUAUUGAAGACACGUCAAGCUCAUUUAACGCCCAAUUUGUUGGCCCAUUUCAAGAAGCCAUUGGUCAUACAUGCCGGACACAUGCAAUGGCUAUACGAUCAUGAGGGUCGUCGGUAUUUGGAUAUGUUUGGCGGCAUUGUAACCGUUUCUGUUGGCCAUUGUCAUCCGAAAGUGAACAAAGCGUUAAGUGAUCAAAUCGCUAAACUUUGGCAUACAACCAACAUUUAUAUGCAUCCCAAGAUUCAUGAGUAUGCUGAGAAAUUGGUGGCCAAAAUGCCUGGCAAUCUGAAGACAGUUUGUUUUGUCAAUUCCGGUUCGGAGGCAAAUGAUUUGGCCAUGCUAUUGGCUCGUUUGCAUACGGGUAAUCAGGAUAUACUUACCUUUCGCAAUGCCUAUCAUGGCAUGUCUCCAUACACAAUGGGAUUGACGGCUCAUUCGUCGUGGCGUUAUCCUUUGCCUGGGAUAAAUAGUGGCAUAGUGCAUGUAAUGAAUCCUGAUCCCUAUCGUGGCCUGUGGGGUGGCUCGGCAUGUCGAGAUUCACCCAUACAGACACAAAGAACCUGCAACUGCGCCAGUCCGGCAGAUGAAUGUCAGGCUGGUCUGGCCUAUUACAAGGAAUUGGAGGAGGUCUUUAAGUAUUCAUUGCCCAGGGGCAAGGUGGCAGCCAUGUUUGCCGAAUCCAUACAGGGUGUGGGUGGCACUGUACAAUAUCCUCGAGGAUAUCUAAAACGUGCCGCCGCUCUGGUCCGUGCCAACGGUGGCCUCUUUGUGGCCGAUGAGGUGCAAACUGGUUUCGGACGGACGGGAGAACAUUUCUGGGGCUUUGAGGCGCAUGACUAUCAACCGGAUAUUGUCACCAUGGCCAAGGGCAUUGGCAAUGGUUUCCCCUUGGCUGCUGUCGUAACCACACCCGAGAUUGCCUCUUGCCUGAACAAAGCCUUGCAUUUCAAUACCUUUGGUGGCAAUCCCAUGGCCAGUGCCGUGGGAAUGUCUGUGCUCGAAGUGAUCGAGGAGGAGCAAUUGCAGUCAAAUUGCAAAAAUGUGGGCACUUAUUUCCUGAAAUGUUUGAAUGAGUUGCAGCAACGUCAUGAUGUCAUUGGCGAUGUACGAGGCAAGGGUCUGAUGAUCGGUGUCGAAUUGGUUGCCGAUCGUGAGAAAAAGACGCCACUUCCCAUGCCGCAUGUCCUUGAGAUAUGGGAGAAAUGCAAGGAUCUGGGCGUACUUUUCGGACGCGGCGGUCUCGAUGGAAAUGUCUUCCGUAUUAAACCGCCAAUGUGCAUCGAUCGCAACGAUGUUCAAUUUGCCACGGACGUUCUAGAUCAAGCCAUCAAAUUGGCCAAGCCAAACAACUAAAUUCUGCAUGUUAAUAUCAUAAUUAACAAAAAAAAUUAAUUUAAGAACUGCCAAAGAAUUGUCCAAUCGAAAAAUAAGAUGAAUUUUUAAUUUGAAAUUUGGCAUAAAUCACUGGGAUAAAAAAUUUACAUAUACAUAUAAAUAUAUUUUUUAAAAACAAAUAUCGUAAAUGCUUAAAAAACGUUAGUAAAACCUAAAACAAAACAAAAGUUUUCUUCUCUUUUGUCAAAAGGCUGAUUCAGUUAGUACAUACAUAUAUAAAAACAAAGAAAAAACAUAAAACUAACAUUUAACAAAUUGGUUUAAAUUUUAUGAAAAUAAAUACACAUAUAUUAUAUAUAUA